Molecule: messenger RNA, 901 nt
Organism: Acanthisitta chloris (rifleman)
Lineage: Eukaryota; Metazoa; Chordata; Aves; Passeriformes; Acanthisittidae
Product: kinesin-like protein KIF9
Exons: 6
Source: RefSeq, a predicted model, not a curated record
GAAGGAAAGAAGUGGCCCUUCUCCUUCUAGCAGAGAUGCAGGUGAUGUUUUACCAUCAAAAAUUCAUGGAACAACUUCCACCAAGGAUCUGGAUGUGAAAGAGGGAGCAAGAAAGAGGCAGACAGCAAAUAGUGAUGCAAAAAUCUCCAAACCGUCUGUCAUGGAGGACUCCCAUCAGCCCAGCUCUCCUCCAUCCAAGCCAGAGGCCUUUGAACUGUUUAAGAAGGAGGCUGGAAGUGAGAUCAACAGGAUCUUCAAAGAGAACAAGAACAUCCUCCUGGACAGGAAGAAGAAAAGCAAUUCAGUAGCUCAGAGGAUCAACCUCAUCAAGAAGGAGAUGGAGGGCAUCAGGGAGGCUCUGGAGGCUCAUAAGCAGAAGAGAUGGCAGGAGGGAGAAUAUACUGAUGAGAAGGGACAGGUUAUCAUUGAUGAGAAGGAGUUUGUGUACAUCAUAAAACUGAAAGAGCUGAAGAAGGAGUACAGGUCUGGCUGUGCUGAGCUGCAGGACCUGAACGCAGAGAUCCAGUACUGCCAGCAGCUGGUGGACAAGUGCAGGAAAAAACUCAUCUCAGAGUUUGAGAUCUGGUACAGUGAGUCCUUCCUUAUCCCCGAAGAUCUGCAGGAAGCUCUGAAGCCUGGUGGGAACAUCAGACCUGGAAUGAUUCCCAUAAACAGAGUCAUGUGCUUGGAGGAAGAUGACCAGGACAGGUUUAAGCAGAUGCAGGAGACCACACUGCCUGACUGCCCAACUUCUGUCCCCUUCUACAGGGCCAGAAUGAAGACAGAUCAAAAGCACACCUACAGCAGAACCAUGUCAUCCCUCCAGAAAAUGCACAGGAAACCUGGGAUCAUCAGGGCUGCUGGGAAGAACAAGCCCCUGUCCUUCCUGCACAUCACAUAG